Necator americanus (New World hookworm) is the source of this 309-nucleotide messenger RNA. RefSeq lists its product as uncharacterized. The transcript is spliced from 3 exons. The coding region runs from base 1 to 309 and encodes 102 amino acids. Lineage: Eukaryota; Metazoa; Nematoda; Chromadorea; Rhabditida; Ancylostomatidae. The record is from RefSeq and is a predicted model, not a curated record.
AUGAUUGCGAAUUUGUGUGACAUCCGUUGGGCAGUUGACAUCUUCGCUGCCUUGCAGCAAGGAGUGAAGGUCAAGAUUGAACAUGGUGGCGUAUUCCAAGCGCCAACGCCAGACACUAUCCUUUAUGAUGCUGAUCGCAUUUAUCUCCUACUUGCCAAACAUCCAGCGUUCAUCCCACUUAACUUAUGUUUGAUGUUAUCGGAAAGGUAUCGUCAGUGCAACGAAGAUGGUGUAACUGCCGGUCAUCAACGUUCAUUCUCAUGUUAUCCAAUUCCAAUCUUCGCAUUACCAUUACAUUCACGAGAGUGA